Acyrthosiphon pisum (pea aphid) is the source of this 1298-nucleotide messenger RNA. RefSeq lists its product as uncharacterized. The transcript has 7 exons. The record is from RefSeq and is a predicted model, not a curated record. NCBI's taxonomy places the organism in Eukaryota, Metazoa, Arthropoda, Insecta, Hemiptera, Aphididae. Bases 555 to 1298 code for a protein of 247 amino acids.
AUUAUUAUAGGAUACUGAUAAAAAUAGCAGAGACAGCUAUACAUUAAUUGUUUUAUUCACCAGAGAUUUCAAAUAUGGAAAAAGCGCAUAUUUCAGUUAUUUUUAGUCCUAUAAAAUUUGUGCUCUGUUUAUUACUAUCUGCCACAAAUGAAUUGCCCAUCUAUGUUUCGUUUAUUCUCAGACCCCGAAUAAUACAGCUAGUAUUAACUAUAAUUGUAUUUUGUUACAAUGUAUUUAAAAUAUUUAUUAUUAUGUGUAGACAGAUCAAACAGCAUUCGAUGCUAUUUUCAAGUCUAUGGUUGAAAGAAGAGAAGUGAUGAUUGUUAGAAAAGUUGAUUUAUAUAUCAAUUUGGUGAACAUUGGUGCACUAUUUCCUAGAAAAAUAAAAAAGGAAAAAUUUUUUGUGUAUGUCAGUCUUCCAUAUGAUGAGGAAAAGGACUACACAUAUAAGUUACCAUCAUUAGACUCAAUUAAAUUACGUUUAAAAGAAAAGAUUGCUCUUAAACGUAAAGAUGCAAUAGGACAUAGAUAUAGAUGAUGGGAAUACAUUUGCUAUGCCAGAAAAUAGAUAUGACUUAGAAUUACAAACUAUGUAUGAUUGUAUUGUUCAACCAAUAUUAACAAAAAUUAUUUCAAAGAAAAUCCUAUGUUCAAAAAAAACCAUAAAGCAUCGCAUAAUCCUAAAUGAAUAUAUUAGACCAAAUUUACAAAAUAUUAUAAAUAGAUUUUCCUUUAAAGACGAAUUUUUUGAAAACUUGGCUAAUAACGAUAAUAAUAUGCAAUCAGAUCAUUAUGAAGAAUUUCACGUUUCAAACGAGUUAACAAACACCUCUCAAAGCUUUAUUGAAAAUGAAUUUAAUAAAAUAUUUUCCAUUAAACAAGAAGUUUUUGAUGGAGAUUCGUCGGAAAGUAUUAAUAAUAUACAUUUUGGUUGUGAUGAAGAAUUGAACGUGUCAAACAAGUUAACAAGCCCCCCUCAAAGCUUUAUUGAAAAUGAAUUUAAAAACACAUUUCAAGAAGUUUUUGAUGGUUCCUCAGUUGAAGACAAUAAUACUACAAAAGUUGAUCGGGACGAAGUAUCGGAUGUUUCAAAACAAUGUGUGAUUACACUAUUGACUCCGAUAGAAGAUUUUAAUAAGCUUUUAAAAAAUGGAUUUGAUUCUGCAAUUGGUAUUCCUAAAUUUGUUUUUAACGUUAAAAUAGUGAAAGUUCAAAAAACUGGAUGCCUUACAAAGCAAUUGGAAAAAGAGACAUUAAAUGGUCUCAGUUACCUUUUUCUCAGCCAGCGUUAUCCUUAG